AUGAACCACCCUUCAGGACGCGCCUCCACCUCCUACCGUCGCACAUUCGGGGGCCCCAACCCCAUCUCGAUGUCCUCCUAUUCGCCUUCAUACUCCCGCAUGCCAAUGUCCAGCGGGCACUACAUGCGCUCUAUAUCGCCCGUGGUGCCCUCUCGCUCCUCCAACUACCACCACCAGCAGCGCCAGCGCUCCAGCACCCAGCCGCCCCGUCUCACCUACGAAAAGGUGGACUUCCAGCUGGCCGACGCAGUCAAUGCCGAGUUCCUGGCCACCCGCAGCAAUGAGAAGGUGGAGCUGCAGGACCUCAACGACCGCUUUGCCAGCUUCAUCGACAAGGUGCACUACCUGGAGCAGCAGAACAGUGGGUUGCAGCAGGAGCUGAGCCAGUUCAAGGGUCAGCAGCAGGAGGGACAGCCCAACCGGGCCACCGAGCUCUUCCAGGAGGAGCUGAGGGAGCUGAGGCGCCAGCUGGACCACGUGGGAAAGGAGAGGGACCAGUACCAGGUGGAGAGGGACAACCUGGCCGAAGACAUGAACCUUAUCAAACAGAGACUGGAUGAGGAGAAUCAGAAGAGAUCUGAGGCUGAGAGCAACCUGCUUGUCUUCCGCAAGGAUGUGGAUGAUGCCACUCUGUCUCGCCUGGAGCUGGAGAGGAAGAUCGAGUCUCUGAUGGAUGAGAUUGAGUUCCUCAAGAAGCUACAUGAUGAGGAGAUCCAGGAGGUGCAGGUGAGUUUCCAGACCCAGCAGAUGAAGAUGGAGGUGGACCAGACCGCCAGGCCUGACCUGACCGCUGCCCUCAAGGACAUUAGGGCCCAGUACGAGAACAUCGCCUCCAAGAACAUGUAUGAGUCUGAGGAGUUGUACAAGUCCAAGUUUGCUGACCUGACAGACUCUGCCAAGCGUAACACUGAUGCUAUGAGGCAGGCCAAGCAAGAGCAAAACGAGCACAGGAGGCAGAUGCAGUCCCUCAGCUGUGAGAUUGAUGCACUGAAGAGCACGAACGAGGCUCUGCUGAGGCAGAUGCGUGAGAUGGAGGACCAGUUUGGCGUGGAGGCCAAUAACUACCAGGACAACGUGGUCCGGCACGAGGACGAGAUCCACCACCUGAAGGACGAGAUGGCCCGACACCUGAGGGAGUACCAGGACCUGCUCAACGUCAAGAUGGCCCUGGACAUAGAAAUCGCCACUUACCGCAAGCUGCUGGAGGGAGAGGAGAGCAGGAUUACUGUUCCCAUGCAUCCCUCCCAGUAUGGCCUAUCUAUGUCACUAAAUCUGGCUUAUCCCCUUAUAGGCUAUGACCAUACCCCAGACACCCCUAGCAGGAAGCCUGUGUUGAUUAAGACAGUGGAGACUCGUGAUGGAGAGGUGGUGAAGGAAUCAAAGAAGGAAAAGGAGAGGAGUGAGAGGGAUGGCAACCAUGAUACUAAUGACAGGGAUCAUGGCAGGGAUGACCACGAUGACUAGAAUAGUUAGGUACCAAUCACUUGUUCCAGAUUCAGAUGUAGCAAUACAACACAAAAGAACAAAAAAAAAUUGUUAAAAGCUACAUACUCCAUAAUUGCUGCUCACCUUUCACCCUUUAAGAUUCCAUUUUUCUGUAGAGCAGAGAGCCUGUAGUAUAUAUUUGUGCAAUGUUAAAAGUUGACAAAAUCUCUUUUAGAUAGCAAACUUAGUCACAGGAUGUG
Messenger RNA from Salvelinus namaycush (lake trout), 1685 nucleotides. Its product is annotated as plasticin-like. Gene Ontology annotation, cellular component: type III intermediate filament; axon; plasma membrane. Gene Ontology annotation, molecular function: structural molecule activity. Bases 1 to 1464 code for a protein of 487 amino acids. The transcript has 9 exons. NCBI's taxonomy places the organism in Eukaryota, Metazoa, Chordata, Actinopteri, Salmoniformes, Salmonidae. The record is from RefSeq and is a predicted model, not a curated record.